Puntigrus tetrazona (Sumatra barb) is the source of this 2238-nucleotide messenger RNA. Its product is annotated as lipoamide acyltransferase component of branched-chain alpha-keto acid dehydrogenase complex, mitochondrial-like. The record is from RefSeq and is a predicted model, not a curated record. The transcript is spliced from 11 exons. The coding region runs from base 234 to 1694 and encodes 486 amino acids. Gene Ontology annotation, molecular function: lipoic acid binding; acetyltransferase activity. Gene Ontology annotation, cellular component: mitochondrion; cytoplasm. NCBI's taxonomy places the organism in Eukaryota, Metazoa, Chordata, Actinopteri, Cypriniformes, Cyprinidae.
CUCAACACCACUCGCGAUUCGCGGUGACAGGAAGUCCUGCUUCGCUUUACCCCCGCGAAAACAGUUUCUGUUAAAUAAUAAGCGGUUGUAGCAUUGCGUUAUGGUUGAUUCUGUGUUACAGACUGCUGUUGUGUGCUCGCUGAGCUGAUCGUCCACAUCGCGGGGUUCCAGGAUGUUGAUAUGUAGUGAGAGAUCUCCCUCGUGUAUCAUCUCUGUGAGAGUCUUGGGCGAACAUGGCGGCGGUGACACCAGUUCGAUGUUCUCUGAGAAUCCUGAGACGUCUGCCCCGGGUUGUAUCCCAUCGCCUCCAGCAGUGGCCCAGGCUCCAGGCUCUUGGACCGGCCCCUGUGUUUCACAUCUCCACUCCCCUCACUUCAGUCCACUGGAGAGGCUUCAGAUGCAGCCAGGUGGCCUCUGGACAGGUGCUGCAGUUUAAACUCUCGGACAUUGGAGAGGGCAUAAUGGAAGUGACGGUGAAAGAGUGGUAUGUGAAGGAAGGGGACAGAGUCUCUCAGUUUGACAGCAUUUGUGAAGUCCAGAGCGACAAAGCGUCCGUCACCAUCACGAGCCGCUACGACGGCAUCAUCCGUAAGCUGUAUUACGACGUAGAUGCCAUCGCACAUGUUGGUACGCCUCUUGUGGACAUCGAAACGGACAAAGCCCUGGAGGGCGCCCCAGAGGAAGACGUGGUGGAGACUCCGGCAGUAUCCCAUCAGCAAUCGCAUCAGGAAAUCAAGGGCCAGAAAACCCAGGCGACACCAGCGGUGCGCCGUCUGGCCAUGGAGAACAAUAUUAAACUGAGCGAGGUGGUCGGGACGGGAAAAGACGGACGUAUUUUGAAAGAGGAUAUUAUCAAUUUCUUAGCCAAGCAGACUGGAGCUAUCCUCCCGUAUGAAGUCCAGAAAAGCCCAUCACCCGCUGCAGACACCCCACCCAAAGAAAAGACGCCCGUCAUGGCUCCUCCGGCGACCCCGAGACCCGUCUUCACUGGGAAAGACAGAGCAGAGCCUCUGAACGGUUUCCAGAAGGCCAUGGUGAAGACCAUGACUGCUGCUCUGAAGAUUCCUCACUUCGGUUACUGUGACGAGGUGGACCUGACGCAGCUGGUGCGGUUACGCUCAGAGCUGAAGGAGCUGGCGGAGUCUCGAGGUGUCAAGCUCAGCUACAUGCCUUUCUUCAUCAAGGCCGCGUCCCUGGGGCUCUUGCAGUUUCCUGUUCUCAAUGCCUCUGUGGAUGAAGGCUGUCAGAACAUCACAUUCAAGGCAUCUCAUAACAUCGGGCUGGCGAUGGACACUCCUCAGGGCCUCCUGGUGCCCAAUGUGAAGAGCGUACAGGCCCUCAGUGUUUUUGACAUUGCUGUGGAGCUCAACCGUCUGCAGCUUCUGGGUUCAUCCGGACAAUUGGGCACCUCUGACCUCACCGGAGGAACCUUCACCCUCUCCAACAUCGGCUCGAUUGGAGGGACGUAUGCCAAGCCGGUGAUUCUGCCCCCGGAGGUGGCCAUCGGAGCUUUGGGAAAGAUCCAGGUGCUGCCCAGGUUUAACUCCUGUGACGAGGUAGUGAAGGCACACAUCAUGAAUGUCAGCUGGUCUGCCGAUCAUCGCAUCAUUGACGGCGCCACCAUGGCCCGCUUCUCAAACCUGUGGCGCUCUUACCUGGAGAACCCAGCUUCCAUGGUCCUGGAUCUCAAAUGAACACUUCCCUGGAAAUCAAAUCCCUCUGUCCGUCACUUCCUGCAGUGUCUUUACGUGUCGUGCCUAUCAUGUGAACACUCGAGCAUCUGCUUUCACGUUCAUCUUUGUUUCUCAAACAACUUUAAAUUCCUUCUCUCGUUGCCUUAAUUAAAAGCGGUUACGGUAACUUUGCAUUGCAAAACACUCACCGUAUGCUUUUGGAAAUGCUGUUAUGUAGCAGGGUUGAACAUUUCAAAUUUUCAUUGUCUUGCUGUACACCAAGUCUGAAGUCUCAAAUCACCCAUAGGUUUUUCUGAUGCCUUGUGUACGGAGGACGGAGGCUGAUACUGACUGAAUCUGUACCGUAGCGUCUCAUUGUCUGCUGACUUUCUCUGAGACUUCAUUCACACAAGCCUCUGUUGAGCUGACAGACAGCCACUUCAUCUAAAACCACUUGCGUGCCAGCAAUUGUGAAGAAAGGACCACCAUUUAACUGUUAAAAGAACAAAUGGACCACACAUGUAUAGAUUAUUAAAUUUUGAGUAGAAUAAAUGUUUUAUGGCAA